AUGAAUGGCGAGUGGGACAUUGUGAUAUCUUCAUUACAGGACAUAUGCCAGGCCAACCAAUCCAAAUCUUUGGACUCGAUUACUGAUCAAGUGAAAAAACAGGCAUCGCGAAGCCAAAAUACCGAGGACGAAUUACGCAACUUGAGCGAGACCAUCAAUAAUCACAAAGAAAAUGUCGACAAAGCUCUCAGGCUUUUGAACCCGGUGCUAGAUAAUUUAAACCAGCUCAUCAAAUUAAAACAGGGCUCGGGAUCUGGCGGAGCAACUUCAGCUCUGCCUCCAACAACCCAUCACGAUGCGGCGGCCGACAUGGCAGGCAGCGGCAGCAUACUGAUGGCGGCUGAUAGUGGUAAGAACGCACCUUCUGUUAAGAAAAGAAGAGUGGUUGACGCCGUUAAGAAAGGAAAGAGUUACUACAGCAGUCCAUACAAUCCUUCAGAUCCAGUGGUUUUGAGGUCAGAAGUGGCGUUCAGGUUGAAAGGCAGUAGUUUAGGCGAAGAAUGGAUCCAAUGUGAGGUUACAAAGAUUUAUGACCCAACAAAAUUUGACGUUACGGAUCCUGAACCUGAUGAGAAUAAUAAUCCUGGAAAGACGUAUCGGGCCGGGUGGAAAGAGAUUCUACUUAUUCCUACAGAAAACGAUGCCAAGGAAUUGAUUGCCUACCAAUUUGGCACAAAAGUCAUUGCAAGAUACCCUGAGACCACCACCUUUUAUCCAGCUGAAGUGAUUGGAACUAAGAGAGAUGGAAGAUGUAGGCUAAGGUUUGAUGGAGAAGAAGAGGUUGGCAAAGAAACCGAAGUUGAUAGACGGCUUGUACUUCCAUACCCCGACCCUAAAUCUCAUAAUUAA
Saccharomycopsis crataegensis is the source of this 849-nucleotide messenger RNA. It is a transcript of the gene SGF29, whose product is annotated as Sgf29p. NCBI's taxonomy places the organism in Eukaryota, Fungi, Ascomycota, Saccharomycetes, Ascoideales, Saccharomycopsidaceae. The transcript has a single exon. The record is from RefSeq and is a predicted model, not a curated record. Gene Ontology annotation, cellular component: SAGA complex. Bases 1 to 849 code for a protein of 282 amino acids.